This is a messenger RNA of Moneuplotes crassus, 2527 nucleotides long. NCBI's taxonomy places the organism in Eukaryota, Ciliophora, Spirotrichea, Euplotida, Euplotidae. The record is from the annotation of a GenBank genome assembly.
GCCUUGGCUUUGAUUUCCUUCAAGACAAAAGAAGAAAAACUCUGGUCUAAUGGCGACCACAGUAAGAAGCACAGCUCUAAAAAGACUCAAACCUGACAGGAAACACCUUGGAGCAGGCACAAUUUCCUCAAGAGUCUUACAUAAUAAUAGCCAAGCUACCAGCUCUAGCGCAAGCGCUAGAGCUCUUGCUGCUUCAAAUUCGAUUAAUGCAAAACUUGUUAUUGAAAAAUUGCUGAAUAAAAAUAGGUAGGGUAUCAUUAAGACCUUCUAUUAGAGGAAGCUCUAAGAAACUCAUCAAUAACACAUUUGACAACUCAAAGAGGAACUCGUUACGGAAUGAUUACGAUUUUACUUCUUCCCUACCAGCAUAUACAUCCUUCAAUCAGAUAAACUCAGCCAGGAAGGAAUACAGAGGUACUAUCAGCCUUGCUAAGCGGAGAGACAGGAUCAAGGAUCUCAAUGUUGCUCCAAAAGUUCGACAAAGUUUAGAAAGACAUGAAAUAAAUAAAUGGAAAACAACAAUUAACAACACCAUGAUGCAUGACCAUGACAAGAAGGAAGAAGAAAGUUUGAUCCGAAUUAUGGAUAAUAGCAAUUACUACCCUAAUGAACAAAUCGGCGAAUACGAUGAUACGCCUUACCUUACCAUUCCAGCUUUUGGAAAUGCUCAAAAUAAGUCAGGCCAUAAUGGCAUGAAUGAUGGAUCUGAAAAUGGGUAUUCAAGUCCAGGCCAAUUUACUUUCCGUAGAAGUAGCGGGGCAAAGGUAUAUCCUCCUACAAUGAAGGACCAGGACAUUCAAUGUGAAAUUUUGAAGCCAAACAACAGCGAGGCACUUAGCGAAAGCGUCAGCGAGUACUCCUUUGUGGAGCAUAAAGUAACAGUCAAUGAGCAUAACUCUCGUGACAGGAAAUUUGAAGUUAAUCUGUCAACCAGAAAUGUUAAAAAGUAUAAAAACCAGUAUUCCAUAGCCAAAAGAAUUGAACAAGAACCAUCAGAGGUAGAUAUUGAUGGCUAUCUCCUCGGAAGCGAAAAUGAAAGAGGAGAAGUUCUUAGCACUUCUAAAAAUGGUGAGGAGGAGAAACAUUGCUCCAACCUUGGAGCUGACAAGCUAGAGGAUUCUUCUUCAAAACGUCAGUCCUUUCUUCUGCACCCAAAAAUUGUCUCCAAUCAACUUUUAGAUCCAAUGAAGCUAAAGUCUGGUACUUUUGAUAAAAGGAAGAAACCUAAAAAGAUAGGAACUUACAAGACUAGAAUCGAGAAAAGCAUGAAGAAGAUCAACAACACUAUUGGGGACAGCAACUUUGAUAAGACAGUAACUGGGGGAGUCAGUCAGCUCUCGGUGUGCAGCAAGUUUAUCUCCCCAGUACUCAAGAACAGACUGAAGAAGAAGUCUACUAAUAAUAACGAAUCUGAAAUUUCUGAAAAUUUGCCUAUUUCUACUACUCAACAAUCAAAUGAUCAGUAUUUGAUGGAAGAAAUCAAGGAGCUUCAGACAAAUGAAAAUUUGAAGGAGAAUACUACUGAAUUUCCCAAGAUGGGGUCUGGCGAUAGCCAUAAGAAUGAUAUUUACACUAGACAGAUAUCUUUUAAAGACAAGAGCAAGUUUAUUGGCAGACCUAAUAAUAUCAGUAUUGGACUCCUCAAAAAGAAACCUCAAGGACUAGCUCCUGUGUUUGGAAACCUCAAAAAGUGGUCUAAAGGUGAACGCCUUGGCUUUGGAGCCUAUGGAGAUGUAGUCAAAGCAAUCGACCGCACAGACGGAAGUAUUUUUGCAGUUAAAAAGAUGCUUAUUCAAAAGAAUCAGAAUGAGUUCAACAAGGAUGCUAUAGAAGCACUCAAAUCUGAGAUUAAGAUCUUGAAGGAUUUUGAGCAUGAAUUUAUAAUAAAAUAUAUUGGCUCUGAGAUAAUUCGUGCAGACACUUUCUACAUUUAUCUCGAAUUCGCAACUGAAGGAAGUCUGGUUAAUAUGUAUAAAGAAUUCGGUCCUUUUGAUGAGAAGCUUAUUAAGAAGUACUGUUGAGAAAUUCUGAAUGGCCUUGCUUUCUUGCAUGGAAAUAAUAUUGUUCAUCAGGACCUAAAAUGAGCCAACAUUCUGAUUAAGAAUGGACAUGUCAAAAUAUCAGAUUUUGGUUGAGCAAAAAUUAUUCAAAAGAGUAUGACAUGACAUAACCUUUAUAAAUCACUUAAGGGAACCAUUCCGUGGAUGGCUCCUGAAGUUAUCAGGCAAAAAAUGUCUGACUGAAAGGCAGAUAUCUGGUCUCUUGGAUGAACCAUCAUAGAAAUGGCUACCUGAGCUAACCCAUGGGGAGAAGAGAAUAUUGGAAAUAAUAUUGAGGAUUUAUACAAGCUCUGAGAUCGUUUUGAUCAUCCUCCAAUCCCAGAUUUCUUUUCUGAUAAGCUCAAAGAUUUUCUUGAAUGAUGCUUUAUCAUUGAACCCAAAAUGAGGCCUUCUUCUGAGCAACUCCUUCUACACGAGUUCUUACAAGAAGGUUAAUUUAUUAGAUAAAUUCGUAUUAUUUUACUUCA